GGAGGGAAAAACCAGAGAGAGAGAAAGAGGCAAACUUUAAAUAUAAAGCAGGCGUCAGGGUCGGGAUCAAACCCACCAACUCUUGUAUACCAACUUUCUGUAGAAGUAUGAGUUUAUCUCUCGACACUCAUCUCAAUAAUGAGCGACCACAGUUGAGCCUCGCUGAGUUAUAUUAACAAUAGCACUCAUUUCUGUAAGUGUCAAGGUGUGUCCAGUAGCCGUGUUCACCUUAAGGCUGCUGUUUGUGCACCUAGGGGCACGUGUUCCCAUUCCAGGGAGUAUCUCGUGAUGUCAGUGACGACAAUGAAAACAUUUUAAAGUAUUUUACUUCCUUCUUCACCGUCGCUAUAAGAGAGAGGUCCUGGUCCAGCGUCUCUUUGAGCCACAUAGCGGACGAUCCCAUCGACGCCUUGGGUCAUGGCGAGUGCGACUCCCAGUGAGAGUGUGGAUAGUGAGCUGUGCUGCUCCAUUUGCCUGGACACGUUCGUCUGCCCCUCCACGCUGAGCUGCGGACACUCGUUCUGCCUGCGGUGCCUGGAAGCCGCCUGGGAGACGGCGAGCAGCUUCAGCUGCCCGCAGUGCCGAGCGAACUUCCCUGUGCGACCCCAGCUGAAAAGGGACGUGGCCCUUGCCAACCUGGCGGAGGAGUUCAGAGUUGGAGAUGGGAUGGCCACGGCCGUUGUUUGUGACAUCUGCGGUGAUGGCCACACUCCUGCAGUGAAAACCUGCCUGAGAUGCGAGAUGUCCUACUGUUUUUCCCACUACAAGCCUCACGUGGAGAAUCCCAGAUUGAGAGACCACGCUGUGGUGGAUCCCACUGCGAGCUUGGAUGAGCGAAGUUGCCCUCAGCACAGCGAGGAGCUGAAAUUCUACUGCAGAGUAGACAGCAGCCUGGUCUGCUCAUCUUGCACAAUCGCAGGUGAACACAUAGGACACAAGGUCCUGACGCUGAAGGACGAGCACGAGACACGGAAGACACACGUUGGGGAGGAGACGCGAGUGGUGGAGGAGAAGAGGAAGGAGGCGGAGGAGUUCGUGAAGCGGAUGGAGGCUGCUCGCAAGAAGGCGCAGGAAUCGGUGGCCGGGAUCAGGGGUCGCAUCACGGGCAAGUUCGCCCGCCUAAAGAAGGCUUUGGACGAGGACGAGAGGGAGGCUCUACGUCGCUUGGCCGUGAAGGAGCGAGAGCUGCUUUCCAGGAUCGAGGAGGACAUCGCUCGUCACAAGCAGGAGAUCGGCGAGCUCCAGGCGGCGGCCGCUCGCCUGCGCACUCUGCUGCACGAGAGGGACUCGCUCGCCUUCCUGCAGGGGCACCUGGAGGAGACGCGCAGGAGAGAGAUCCCAAAGGAAUCUGCAGCCCCACCUCCCACUUCACUGGACGCCACCACGAUCCGCUCCCUUGAAAGGGCCAUGCGCAGACUCCUGCCUCUCGUCUAUGGACGCUCGCCGACUCUGGACACAAACUCAGCCCACGACCGCCUCCAGAUUUCCUCAGAUCUCAAGACGGUGACGCGGAGCGAUGUCCCCCAGGGUCACCCCCAUCAGCCACACCGCUUUGAUGUAUAUCCACAAGCCCUGUGCUUUGAGAGCUUCUCGUCGGGUCAGCACUACUGGGAAGUGGACGUGAGGAGUGCGAGGCUGUGUUGGGUUGGAGUCGCGUACGGGACGAUCCCGCGGAGAGGGUUUGGUGCUGAGUGCCGCCUGGGAGGGAGUAACGUCUCCUGGUGUAUACAGAAACAUGGCGACAGCUUCUCAGUGUGGCAUGGCGGGGUAAAGACCUCACUGUCGGUGCUGGAGCCUCCGCGGAGAGUCGGGGUCCAUCUGGACUGGGACGCGGGGCUGCUGUCAUUUUACAGUGCUGACUCCAUGGCGCCGUUGCACUCGUUUCACCAAACCUUCGCUCAUCCCCUACAUCCUGGGAUGCUGGUGUGGGGUGAUGAUGGUGACUCAGUGAGGAUUGUGGAUCUGAGUGGUGCGUCCUGAUGAGAGGUGAACGUGAACAGCGCAGAGGGCAGACGCCACGACGCACGGCGCUCGCGACCCUCGUCACCGUCACGCGCAGUGCCACGCCCGUGACUGGCUGGUGGCUGUCGGUGGCUAGGGGCUGCGUCGCUCUCCAUCACAACAGGGAGGCCUGAGCGUAAACAAACCUCACAAACUUCAUGGAGGGGAGGGGGGGGUGAUACCGCUGUGUGUGUGUGUGAAGCCCACGUGGAUGUAUUCACCCUGCCAGAGGAGUGUGACUGUAGUGUAGGAGUGCAGUGAUUAACAAUGGUGAUCUGGGAUGUGUUUAUACACUGGUGGUGUGGGAGCGAUCCAACAACAAUAAUAAUAUUAAUGUUAAAAGGUAUAAAUGUAUGCGCAUUACAAUGGCAUUGUAACGCUUAUAUCGUCGAUUCUACUGUAAAAAUACAGAACACAAACAACAAUAUAGUUGUGUACAGCGCCAUUCGUGCUCAUUGCAU
Lethenteron reissneri (Far Eastern brook lamprey) is the source of this 2462-nucleotide messenger RNA. RefSeq names its product E3 ubiquitin-protein ligase TRIM11-like. Gene Ontology annotation, molecular function: protein binding; zinc ion binding. The record is from RefSeq and is a predicted model, not a curated record. NCBI's taxonomy places the organism in Eukaryota, Metazoa, Chordata, Hyperoartia, Petromyzontiformes, Petromyzontidae.